Messenger RNA from Phaeodactylum tricornutum CCAP 1055/1, 1323 nucleotides. RefSeq lists its product with no specific name. The transcript is spliced from 2 exons. Gene Ontology annotation, cellular component: cytoplasm. The coding region runs from base 103 to 1323 and encodes 406 amino acids. Gene Ontology annotation, biological process: translational termination. Gene Ontology annotation, molecular function: translation release factor activity, codon specific. The record is from RefSeq and is a predicted model, not a curated record. Lineage: Eukaryota; Bacillariophyta; Bacillariophyceae; Surirellales; Neidiaceae.
CCUCGAAGGGUAUCCACGAGACGACACUCCUUGCCACUGUCGCCGUUUGCCUCGUCAGGGUCGUCCUCCAUUUACACGCAACUAUUCAGUUCACAAAAACCAAUGUCGUCUUUGUCCACCGCUUCCACAUCCUCCACAACCACAUUUACGGAUACCGAACUCACCGAGGUAAAGCGAGAUUUUCAAUCGGCAACCGAAUUGUAUCGAAAGAAUCUAGCCUCCACGACCAAACUACCGGCACUACAAAGUCAAAUUGCCGAUUUGGAAACGGAGCAGUCCCAACCCGAUUUUUGGGACGAAGCCAACACGAGUCGCGCCGCCAUCGUCAACGCUCAAGUCUCCACCGCCACGAGACUCCUCACCCGGAUACAAGCUUGGCAAGAGUGGCACGGAGACGCCCAGGCGGCGCUCGAAAUAUUGUCCCAAUUGGCUUCCGAGGAACGUGCCAUGCUCUUGGACGAGUUCCGUUCCGCCAUUGCGCGCUUACGCGAAGACAGCGAUCGAUUCGAAUUGGAAUUACUCCUGAGCGGCCCGUACGAUCACGCCCCGGCUCGUCUACUCCUGACGGCCGGGGCCGGAGGUACUGAAGCCAACGACUGGGUGGGCGAUCUGAAACGCAUGUACCAACGACACUGCGAGGCAAUGGGAUUGUCGUGCGUCGUACAGGAUGAACAGGCCGGGGAAGCGGUGGGCUACAAGAGCGUCGAACUGCUCGUAUCCGGUGACAACGCCUACGGUUGGCUGCAGGGUGAAAAGGGGGCGCACCGCAUGGUCCGCCUCAGCCCGUUUAACGCCAACAACAAGCGGCAAACGACCUUUGCCGGAGUUGAUGUGGCGCCGGAUAUUUUGAAUCAAGAUGAUGAUGCUUACUGGAAUACGAUUGAUGUUCCCGAAUCAGAGUUGGAAAUUACUACCAUGCGCGCCGGGGGCAAGGGUGGACAGAAUGUGAACAAAGUCAACUCGGCAGUACGCAUUAAGCAUUUGCCGUCAGGUUUGCAGGUAAAAUGUGCUCAGGAGCGGAGCCAAAGCAUGAACAAAAAUAUUGCCUUGAAGCGUCUAAAAGCGCAACUCUUGGCCAUUGUCCAAGAACAGCGCGUGGCCGAAAUCAAGGAGAUUCGAGGGGAUAUGGUGGAAGCUUCGUGGGGUGCGCAGAUCCGGAACUAUGUUUUCCAUCCUUACAAAAUGGUCAAAGACCAAAGGACGGGUUGGGAAACGUCCAACGUACAGGCCUUUAUGGAUGGUGACCUCCUAGAAGAGUGCAUUGGCUCUUUCCUACGACAUAAGGCUGAAGAACAGCGAAAGGAACAAAUAGCUAACGAGUAG